Heterobasidion irregulare TC 32-1 is the source of this 801-nucleotide messenger RNA. RefSeq lists its product as uncharacterized. The record is from RefSeq and is a predicted model, not a curated record. Lineage: Eukaryota; Fungi; Basidiomycota; Agaricomycetes; Russulales; Bondarzewiaceae. Bases 273 to 641 code for a protein of 122 amino acids. The transcript has a single exon.
CACAAUGGAUCAUGCGAUUACUUGGGUCACAUCGGUCAGCAUCUACGGGUGCCCGCUGGGGUGCCGGUGCGCCAUCUGACACCAAGCCACAAAUUAUGGCCUUCCCGGGUGGUGGUCGCGAGGGUGGCCACCGUGGCGCUUUGUGUGGUUCAACAACGAGAUCCAACAGGUGUAUCACGAUCACCCGCCCGGGUAUAUCCUUUUAUCCCUUUAAUGCGUUCAGGAUUUAACUACCGAUCCGUGGCUCGGUCACAACAUCCACGUCAUGCCAUAUGAAUGUGGCGGCCCUUGGACGGUACGGUGGUCAUACUUGGCCACCCGCCGAUUGCAUGCACAGGUUCCUCUGUCCGAUCAUCCGGUCCGCAUAUGGUGCUUCUCCUCGUCAAAUUCUCAAAAUAUUAUUCCCUUGGACGCUCCUCUGGACGCUUCUCACCGACUGGCGUCGAGCUACAAGCUUGCAUCGACCCUAUGUCUCCCGGUGCACCUGGGUGCAGUAUAUUGAAGCAGGCAAGAAGGAAUGCACCACCGGAAGACACGCGGAGCGAUCCUUUUGGCCGCUUUGGCAAGUGACAUGCCACUGCGUGACUUAUUCCAGCCUUACAAUGUGGCUCGCUUUGACUGUCCACAAAUACUAUCGCUGAGUUUCUCCCGUUUUAUGAGGCGCUAUGGGGCUUAUAAAAAGGGUUCACGGAUUGUCUGCUCUGUUACAACUACAACUCUUCUUUAAUUUUCAUCUGUACAGUUAGUCCAUGUAUCACACAUCCUCCUCCUCCUCCUCGACUUCGAGCCUUUCGUGCACCC